GCACGAAAGGCAUUAUGUGAGAUUGUGGGGCGGUAGGAAUAAACUCGGCAGAGUCAGCCAAGUGCUAAUACCUUAACAGUGCACAGAGGCUGCAUGAGAGCGCAGGUUUAGUGAGGAUUUGCUCUGUAUUAAUCCUGACAGGGAACAGAGAGCCAACUGGAGCGUGCAGGGAGGAGGCAGAGCAGGCACACAAAAAAAGCCAUUUGGGCUGGAAAACGCUGGAAGAAAGUAUGGCGUGUACCUGUGAGAUAAAAGUUAAGCUUAGGUUCUUGUGAGUACCCUCAAGCAAUUACUCCAAGGGAUAUUGGUAGAAGGAAACUCAGUCACAAUAUGCCAGUCUGAGAAAGUUUCACCACCAGAACUUCAGAGACGGCAGGACGGAGUAACAUGGGGCACCCUAAUGUGCCACUUUCCUAUAAACAAGCUCGGGCUCACAGGAAUAAGCACAUAUCCAACCGGCUGCAACCUUACACACCAAACGAUAAUUUGAACAAUGCACUGGGUGCAAUCAGAGUUCUAGGUGUGGAGCUGAUUGAAGAUGAACUCAAACCUCAUUUGAUCACAGUGCUGGCAAACAUUAGGGAGAAAAAGAAAGGCGCUGCUGAGCAGGUUGUGAUCAGCGGGAUUCUGCCAAUCCUGGCUCUAUCUCUGAGAAGCAGAGGGCCUCUAACUUUGUUGACUGCAAAACUGGUGGCUGAGCUUGCCAAAGAAUCUGUGGUCCGUAAAGGUUUUGGGGAUGCAGGUUUGGUUACAGCCCUGCUGUCAGUUCUGACCAGCACAAAUGAAGAGCUGCUCAUUUAUGCAGCAAGAGCCAUCUCACGCAUGUCUUAUGACAACUCUAAGCAGCAAGAAUUGUUGCUACGCCGAGGUUCGGUGCCACGCCUUGUUGCCAUCUUGCUCCGUUUCCCUGAUAAGGAGGCUCUGGAGGAGGUGUGCCUCAUGGCUCUCUGUAACCUCAGCGGCAUGGCAGUAGCAGAGGAGGCAGGUAUGAUCUGGGAAAGAGGAGUUCCUGUCAGGCCUGGGGAGUGUGUGUUUCAUGGCGUUUCUCCUCACACCUGUGGCUUCGCCUCUUCUGUGAAGCUGAUUCGGGUCUUGCAGUGGGGACCCAGCCAGUACAUGGUCAGCAUCGAGGACUUCCAGCGCUGCUCCUCCUCCUUCUGGAAUCUUCAUGGGAACAAACGUGCCGUGCACUGGUUCCCAUUCUUCAACUUGGGCAGCUGUUCAAAUAUGUUUAAGGUGAUCAAGUUUUCAACCAGGAACAUUCCUCGGACAAAGAGUCUGAAGACUCGUGUGUUCCAUACUUUCUUGUAAUAACUUACAAAUAUGGUGGCCUUACAAAUUGGACUAUAAAACACAGAAGUCUCCAUCCAUCUAUUCUACCCUGGAUGAGUCACCGCUGAGAGCAGCACCAAACCUAUGUUGACUGUCACACUGUUUGACAAAAAAAAAAGUAACUUCAUUACUAAACAUGGAAGGUGGGAACAACAUUUUGUAAAAGCAAAACAAAAAAAACAACAACAAAAAAACAGUGGGAGUGAUGUGUUCUGUAUGUUAACAAGGAGCACCCACAUUUUGGUGUUUGUGUGAAUUGUUUUUAUAAACUAAACUAGCUGGGACUUUAGACUUAUUUCAACAUAACAAUUUAUAACAUUUCCAGUUAAAACAACAGGGUUAUGUUUGGACUCCAUAAACCUGGACACUGCUGAAGUGCAGUAUCCCUUUUCUUAUAGGUUUUAAUUCAUUGUUGCUCUUAUAAGAUUCAGUGUUGGUUCUUGUCAAUGAGGCAACAAAAAAUAAUUUAAAUUCUGCAUCGCAAGGAAAAUAAUACAAAUAAUCAGUUCCACACAUCUCUGGCAAAUGAAUGUUUAAGCACCUCGAGUAAAUGAUUCUUACGGAGAUUGCGGUUUUCUAAAAGUAGCUAGUUACUUCUAAUAGUCUGACUUAUCAACGUCCACGCACAUCUGCAUUAAUGAAAUGACAUCUUCUUUAUGUAUUUCAUAUUUUGAAAAGAAACAGGAAGUCCUGGAUUACUAAUUCAAAGCUAUAAAGUCAUGUAAGCAAAGAAAAUGCCUCAGUUUCUGUAUUUGGAAAUGUUAAGAGUGCCUGUAACUGUGGCAAAAAAUGUAUUUUUAAAGAGUAAUUUUUAUAUGCAAUUUUUGUUUCUUUUCAAAUGCAUUUCACUUAAGCAAUGCCAUGUUUUGCAUUGUUCAGUUAACUAUUUUGUGCAUUUUCCACAGGUCUGAAUAGCUAAGGAUGGUACAGUAACAGUGUAUUUAAAAAUAGUGCUAAGAUUAUGUCCAUGUUACUAAUUUGCUUAAAAUAUGUAACAUCUGCAUAGCAAUGUUCUGCUUGUUUAUGAUCUAUUUUUACCUGUACUUGUAACAGUAUAAUAGAUAGAUAGAUAGAUAGAUAGAUAGAUAGAUAGAUAGAUAGAUAGAUAGAUAGAUAGAUAGAUAGAUAGAUAGAUAGAUAGAUAGAUAGAUCUAUAUAUAGGCAGCUCUGGAAAAAAAUAAGACCACUGCAUUUGAAAACCUCAUUGUUAUUCCACCAAAUAUUGAUUUCUGAA
Gambusia affinis (western mosquitofish) is the source of this 2566-nucleotide messenger RNA. RefSeq lists its product as uncharacterized. Gene Ontology annotation, biological process: positive regulation of GTPase activity. Gene Ontology annotation, cellular component: cytosol. Gene Ontology annotation, molecular function: protein binding; guanyl-nucleotide exchange factor activity. Lineage: Eukaryota; Metazoa; Chordata; Actinopteri; Cyprinodontiformes; Poeciliidae. The transcript has 5 exons. Bases 388 to 1311 code for a protein of 307 amino acids. The record is from RefSeq and is a predicted model, not a curated record.